Molecule: messenger RNA, 723 nt
Organism: Lactuca saligna
Lineage: Eukaryota; Viridiplantae; Streptophyta; Magnoliopsida; Asterales; Asteraceae
Source: the annotation of a GenBank genome assembly
AUGAAGAAUCUAACAGUUCUAGUGACGACCCGACUCUCGAAAGAAACGAAGAAGAAACCAGCGAGGAGUUGCAACCCAUUGCUGAGAAAAAACGCAACUAUACACACUGUCAGAAGCGAAAGAAAUGGGUGGAACGCGAAGAGUUGGCUUUGGUUAGGGCAUAUGUCGAUGUUUCUAAAGAUAAACAACGCAGAAAUUAAAAAAGCUUGGGAGUGGUUGAAAGACAACGCGAAAUGGGCAUUUGUUGCAAAAGUGGGUGAAGAUUCCCCACCUCCUUCUUUGAAACGAACCAAAACAUCUUCAUCCAACGCCUACAAAUCAUCAUCUGAUCCACAAUAUCCUCCUGGAUUCUCUCCCCAACAACAACAACAGCUGUUUAGUGUUGAAGACUCACCGCCCCAGAGAAAAAGAAAAGGAAAGAAAGCGACAUCGACAUCAUCAACAAAAAAUGAAAUGUUUGAUCUUGUCAAACAAAUUGUCGGCAUCAAGACUGCAACCGAAACAGAGGCGGAACAAAGACAACGAUAUCGGGAACAAAAAUUAUGCAUUCUCGAAGCUAAUGAAGAACGAAAAGCUCAAUUAUUGGAUCGGGAGAUAGAGAACCAAGAUAUGGAGUAUUUUCUCUGGUCGCAUGAUCAUUUGACUGGAGGUAUUUUGCGCAUGGUGGUUGAAAGGAAACGACAAAUUGCAACUAAGUAUGGUUGGGAGUUGGAGAACCCGUGA